UUUUUGCGCAGACGGUCACACCGAAAAGAAAAAAUUAAGGAAAAACAUAUGAAAAACUGCUACUGAAUCCAAUUAAAUUAAGUGCAGUCAAUAGUUUUCCGCGCAAGAGUCCACUUCUGGAAACAGUCGUUGAAGUAACGUCAGUUGCUCGACUUUCGAGUGAACCUAUCAAAUCGCCAUGGACUCGGCCACCAAUCUUCUGGAGAGGCACAGCUCGACGGGCAACUUGAGCCAUGGAGCUGCCGAGGUGGAGGUGACCACCCAGGCUAGGGCCACUUUUGGCAUGGAUGCGGAAGGAAAUGCGGUCGCCAAGGGAGUAGCCACCGCAACGGCCACUUUGCGAGGCUCAGGCUCCGAGGAGGACAUCUUCGAGCAGGUGCAGAUGAUACUGCGGAAGCGACGCGGUUGGGGGCCAGAGGAUUCUCUCAGCGCCAACGAUUUAGAUCUUCUGGACGAUGACGAUGAGAUGGGCGACGAGGACGACGCCGGCUGUCCCCUUCCCUCGACCCCGGAGGACACACAGCUUAUCGAGGCAGAGAUGACGGAAGUUCUGAAGGCUGGCGUUCUUUCCGAUGAAAUUGAUCUGGGCGCAUUGGCCCACAAUGCCGCUGAGCAGGCCGAGGAGUUUGUGCGCAAGGUCUGGGAGGCCAGCUGGAAGGUGUGUCACUACAAAAAUCUACCCAAGUGGCUGCAGGAUAACGACUUCCUGCACCGCGGUCACCGCCCACCGCUGCCCUCGUUCCGCGCUUGCUUCAAAUCGAUUUUCCGCGUGCACACGGAAACGGGCAACAUCUGGACCCAUCUGCUGGGCUGCAUCGCCUUCAUCGGUGUGGCUGCGUACUUCAUAUCGCGUCCCUCGGUUGAGAUCCAAACGCAGGAGAAGAUCGUCUUCGGAGCCUUCUUCAUCGGGGCAAUCGUGUGCCUGGGAUUCUCAUUCGCCUUUCACACACUCAGCUGUCACUCCGUAGAGAUGGGAAGACUGUUUUCUAAACUCGACUACUGUGGAAUUGCGCUGCUGAUCAUGGGCUCCUUCGUGCCUUGGCUGUACUAUGGCUUCUAUUGUCACUAUCAGCCGAAGGUGAUCUAUCUGUCGGUGGUGUGCGUGCUGGGCGUUCUCUCCAUCGUUGUCUCGCUGUGGGACAAGUUUUCGGAGCCGGGCCUUCGGCCACUGCGCGCUGGCGUGUUCAUGAGCUUUGGCCUGUCCGGAGUGAUUCCAGCUGUUCACUACAGCAUCAUGGAGGGCUGGUUCAGCCAGAUGAGCCGCGCCAGUCUGGGUUGGCUGAUUCUCAUGGGCCUUCUCUACAUCCUUGGCGCCCUGCUGUAUGCCCUCCGUGUUCCCGAACGCUGGUUCCCUGGAAAGUUUGACAUUUGGGGUCAAUCACAUCAGAUAUUCCACAUACUGGUCAUCGCGGCUGCCUUCGUGCACUACCACGGCAUCUCCGAAAUGGCCAUGUACCGGGUCAUGUACAGCGAGUGCACCGUUCCCAUCGAACCAAUAACCUUUUAGAUGCUGAAGUGGAUGCCAAGGAACAAUCAUCGUAAAAGCACAUACAAUCCCAUACAUUUCACAUAUAUAUUACGCGAAUUAGCGCAGUUUUACAAUGCAACCUUUUUAGCGUUUGGUGAGCAUUUGUACCUUGUUAUACAAAUUCGAUGGAACUAUAUUCAAGACCCAGGCACACACAAGUUACGCGCAUUUAUCAUCAAAAUCGAACAUCAUUCUAAAGAGAACUUAGCAAAAACAGUUGAUUGUCGAAUGAAAUCUGCAGUAGAGUAAUUAAUAUAUGUACAAUUAUUUAUAAAAUUCCAAUUCGUCUACUUAAUGUUAUCCUAAGUUUAUUGACCUUUCGGGUAGUGCAGAGCUGCUUGCUUAUGAAAUUGGCGGAAAGCAAACAUCAGCCAGAAGUCAUCGCGAGAUGGCUUUCGCUCAGGGUUACCAUUGCUAUAAACGUUUUUAAACAGCCAGCCAAGCAAUUUCUUUUUAAGUUGUGCAAUUAGAUGUGGCACUAGUAUUUACUGUUUAGAAUCGUUAGGGUUGUAUGGAGUAAUGAUCAUACUUUUCAAUCGUUAAAUGAGGUCUGAUUUUACUUAAACCACACCACCAUACACCACCAAAUCCACAUCCCUACUCACAGACAGCAGGAGAGCGCGUUUUGAGCCUAAGAUAUUAUAUCACCGUAUACAUUAUAAUUGCAGAUCUAUCACAAAACAUAAGCGAAUCAAAACAAUAAAAAACUAAAAAGACUUCUAAA
Messenger RNA from Drosophila ficusphila, 2252 nucleotides. It is a transcript of the gene AdipoR, whose product is annotated as adiponectin receptor protein. Gene Ontology annotation, cellular component: plasma membrane. Gene Ontology annotation, biological process: adiponectin-activated signaling pathway. Lineage: Eukaryota; Metazoa; Arthropoda; Insecta; Diptera; Drosophilidae. Gene Ontology annotation, molecular function: signaling receptor activity. The record is from RefSeq and is a predicted model, not a curated record.